This is a messenger RNA of Lotus japonicus, 1817 nucleotides long. Its product is annotated as adenylyl-sulfate kinase, chloroplastic-like. Gene Ontology annotation, molecular function: ATP binding; adenylylsulfate kinase activity. Gene Ontology annotation, biological process: sulfate assimilation. The coding region runs from base 481 to 1425 and encodes 314 amino acids. NCBI's taxonomy places the organism in Eukaryota, Viridiplantae, Streptophyta, Magnoliopsida, Fabales, Fabaceae. The record is from RefSeq and is a predicted model, not a curated record. The transcript has 7 exons.
UAUUUGAUUUGAUACAAUCAAUCAAAGAAUAAUGAGAUACAGGUGUCAAUACAAGUAAGCAGAUCCAUGGUGAUUACUGAGGUGGAGAUCCCACUCAACUCAAAUAAGCCUCAUUCCCCAAUCCGCCACCGUCACUUUCCACUUUAUCGUGACCACAUAGGAUACGUUGUCGCAGCUCCCUCUGCCACCACCACUUGACAGCGAACCCAACUUUGUCUCUGUGCUGCUUCAUCUUCUUCUUCACUUGCCUCAUAUAGGACCACACUCAAACCCAUUCUUAAGUUCCACUAGGAUUGAGUAAUUAAUUAAUUAUAAAUUAAAAUUCUCCAAAAUUAUUUACUUUACUACUCUACUACUUGAGCAACUAUCAUCACGUACACUGAACACUAUCUGUAACAGAAAACGGUUACGGACCCUGAACAGCUUCAAUUUCAUCACCGACUUCAAUUCUCCUUCAAACACGAUCUUCACGUGGCUGAGAUGACCACGUCCUUACGAGCACUGCGUCCACCGAGCGGCGGUGGAACUUUCCAGAACGUCGUCGAAUGCGGGCAUUCGGCGGUGGAGAAGAAGUUAGGGUUUGUGAAGCUCUCCGGGUUCAAUGCCGUUGGAUUAGUCUGUAGUCGUAGAAGCUUGUUGAAGCCGAUUAUGGCGACGGAGGGCCAUGAUGCUUCUUUGGUCGAUGACGGUGGUUCUAAACACCAGGGGAUUUCUGUGAAGAUAACGACAGAGAAAGAACCUGACUCGGUUUUGAACAAUCACUCUGCUGCUGCUGCAUUUUCUGGUAAAAAUCUCUGCGAUAUGUCGAAUAUUGGGAAUUCAACCAACAUUUUGUGGCAUGAAUGUCCAGUCCAGAAGCAUGAUAGAGAGCAACUACUUCAGCAAAAAGGUUGCGUUGUUUGGUUAACUGGUCUCAGUGGUUCAGGGAAAAGUACUCUGGCAUGUGCUUUGAGUCGAAGCUUGCACUCCAGAGGGAAGUUGACUUAUAUCCUCGAUGGUGACAAUAUUCGACAUGGUCUAAACCGUGAUCUUAGUUUUAGAGCAGAAGAUCGUUCAGAGAACAUCCGCAGGAUUGGUGAGGUAGCAAAACUCUUGGCAGAUGCAGGUGUAAUUUGCAUCGCGAGUUUAAUAUCGCCCUACCAAAAGGACAGGGACGCUUGCCGAGCUCUACUGCCAGAAGGAGAUUUCAUUGAGGUUUUCUUAGACGUACCACUAAAUGUGUGCGAAGCAAGGGACCCAAAGGGACUCUACAAGCUUGCUCGAACAGGAAAGAUCAAAGGUUUUACAGGGAUAGAUGAUCCAUAUGAACCCCCAAGUAGUUGUGAGAUAGUUGUACAGCAAAAAGGAAGUAAUUGUAUGUCUCCGAGUGAUACGGCAGAAAUAGUAAUAUCCUACUUGGAUAAGAAUGGUUACCUGCGAGUCUGAUUUUGCUUGAACGAGUUCGGGGUCUUGUUUGUUGUGGGUAUAUAUAUUGUAUGCAACAUAGUCUGAGAGCUCAUAAAAAAACUGCUCCAUCCAGCACCAAGGUAGUCAUUGUUCCCGAUCCAUCUGGCUCCAUCUAGUAGCAAGGCGCGUAAAAGUUGCUCGUUUCAGUCAUUGUAUUUAUGAAUUAUGACUUCAUCCUAUAGGUAAAAAUAAAUGAGGUGAAUCUAUGAGGAUGGAGUUGGUACGGAUUGGUGUCAUGGUAUAGGAAAAAGAAAGUGAGACUUUUGUAUAUGAUUCUUAUCUUUUAGCAAAUUGAUGUUUCAGUGGAAUGUGUAGUACCUGUGAAUAUUUGUUUACUAAUACAUGUCCUGCUGCAAAAGCCGUAAUCCGCA